This is a messenger RNA of Lates calcarifer (barramundi perch), 6827 nucleotides long. RefSeq lists its product as uncharacterized. The record is from RefSeq and is a predicted model, not a curated record. Gene Ontology annotation, biological process: regulation of apoptotic process. Gene Ontology annotation, molecular function: ATP hydrolysis activity; protein binding. The coding region runs from base 235 to 6423 and encodes 2062 amino acids. Lineage: Eukaryota; Metazoa; Chordata; Actinopteri; Centropomidae. The transcript is spliced from 18 exons.
UGACUUCAUGCAGCAAAAGUGAAAGUAAAGACAGACUGGGAAACAGUUAGGGCGGAAAGUUAAAGACAGAAAGGAGAAGAACUGUCUAAAAUAUGACUGAGGAAUAGAAACUGUCUGUGACCCUGAGCCACACAGGACAAUCAGGUGAGCUGAUGGAGUCCAUCAUAAGUGGAGACUAUGAGGCUUAUGUAUGAUUGAAGUUGGUCUGUGUGCAGGACAUAAAGAAGUCAGGACAUGGCUUGUACAUCACAGUCUGCUGUAGAUUACAUCCAGCAGGCCAGAGUCCAUCUUGUAAGAGAAUUAAGGAGCCUCUCUGUGAUUAUAGAGAACUUGUAUCAGCAAGAAGUUCUCAGUGAUGAAGAGGUCAGUAAAAUCCAGGCAGAGACUGAUGACUACGAUAAAACCAGAAAAAUACUGGACUCAGUCAUUAAAAAAGGGGAACAGGCCUGUUAUGUGUUACUCAGGAUUAUUGACAUGACGAGGAAGAGGACGUUAGGGAGGUCGUCCCUCUUCCCUGAGAAAAAGAGUGAAGCUUCUACUGGGACCAAGAAGUUUGACCUGCACCACUGGAUCAGCUGCUUUUCUUUCAAGGAAGACACACACAUGGAUGUUAACUAUUUACAAGGUCCGAGGCCGUGCCACAGAUAUCAGAGAAAGCUGAAGUCAAAAGCACAAAAAAUAUCAAAUAAGUUUUGGAUGGCAAACAAAAAUCUGUUUGAAGAGAGAAACAGGCCUGAUCUGUCAUACACACCACUUGUAUUAGAGGAACAAGGAAACGUUUCUCCUUCUAAAAUAAAGAAAUUGAAGAGCAAGAAAAGCAAGAUGAGUCGUCCUAAAAAGCUGAGGACGUACAUCCCAGAAGACAAACCAGAGAUUUCCCCCAGUGACCUGCUGAAAACAGAUAAAGACUGUGUCUUGGUUGGGAAGCCUGGGAUUGGAAAGACAGCACUGACCCAUGAAAUGUUGAAACUCUGGGCAGAAAGAGACGGUGAGGAGCUGGAUUACAUGUUUUACUUUGACAUGAGAGAAACAUCUGACUUGAUGAAGGCCACGAGCCUGGAGGAUCUUCUUUUCAGUGUGUUCAGUGAACCAGAUGAAGGUAAAGAAGAGGUCUUAGAUGAUAUAAAGAAGAACUCAGACAACGUUACAAUAAUUUUUGAUGGAAUCACAGAUCUCUCUUCAUCUGUGGUGAAGAGACUUGUAGAUAAAGACCUGCUACCUGACGCAAAAAUCAUCAUAACGUGUCGACCAGAUGAUGAAGAAGACUUCUUUUCUAGAGACUUUCGCAGAGUGGAGGUGAAAGGCUUCAGUGAGCGGUCCAUAAAAACAUAUUUAUCUGUGACUCUCGGCGAAGAACAGAAGAAAGUUUUAAACAACUUGGAGUUGUUGACUCUUUGCCACGUCCCGAUGUACGCACUGAUGGUGUCUGUCUGCUUCUCAUCAGAAAUCUCUCCACAGCCGUGCACUACAACUGAAAUAUACAUUAAUAUUGUUCGUCUCUGUCUUAAGAUGAACAGCAAUAAAAAAAAAACCAAAUGUCUAAAUUUCUACAUCAACAACAAGAGGGAGCAAAUUCUGUCUUUGGCUGAGGCUGCUUUUAAUGCAGCUGAAAGAAAAACUGUGAUCUUGACAGACCUGUCCUGUGAAGACAGCUGUGUCCUUUCCUUCCUGAAACCUCUGUUUAUCAAAGUUGCCCACACUGAGACAAUCACCGCAUAUUCAUUUCUCCAUUACACAAUGCAGGAGUUCUUUGCAGCACUGUGGCUCCUGAAGAAUCCAGAUAAAGUUCAGGAUGUUUUUCAGCAAAGCCUGACUGAGGAGAUGAAACACAUGAGACAUCUGAUCCCUUUCAUGUGCAGACUGUUGAAUGAGAAGAACCCGAGUUUGAUGACGUGUCUGAUUCCAGCUGAGGAGCUCAGGAGUACAUCAGACGGGUUCUUUAAGGAGCUGAUCAACAAGGACAGAGGGUCUGAUGUGGACAUACUGUUCUUAUGUCAGUGCUUGUAUGAGUCCCAGUGUCCUGAAGCCUGCAGCGACCUUCUGAACACACUGGACUACAGUCUGGAUCUCAGUGAACAGAGUCUGGAUCCUUACUCCUGCUGUGCUGUGGCCUACGUGGUCUCUCAGUCCAAGGAGAGGAAAAUCCAUCUGGACCUUGAAAAUGUCGUGAUAUCAGAACAAGGAAUGAGGCGACUGAUUGGCUGCCUUCAAUGUGUCCAAUGGUGUGACCCUCUGCCACGGCAGCUGUGGAAGAUUUUCCUUCUCAGUGAAGAGCAGAUGGACCACAGCAGCUUACUGGGCGUUGAUGGGAAUCAGCUGCACCUUCCAGUUGAGGGUAAAAAGCAGCUGUUUGAAGGAGCAGUGAAGGUCAUGCAGAAGGUCACUACCAAGGUUAAUGUGUGCCUCUACUGGGACAGGCCGACUCCUGUCUGUCAACACCUCUGUGAGUCUCUAUUCGAGGGUUUGCUGCACAUCAGUUCACUCAGCUUCAGGGUGACCCACAGAGAUCCAGGAUCAGAGGACCAGGAGCGACACCACGAGACACUGAGGAGGGAAGAAAAGAGACUGUUACUGGAACUGUGCCUGAAGGCAGCACUUCACAAAGAAGAAAGCUUUCACAGUGUAGUGAACAGGCUCUUCUCAUUGUUCUCUGUCAACACUGACUUAAUCAACAUCCUUCUGGAUUUUUAUCACCAUGUCAAGAGUGAGGGCUGUUCAAGUGUCAUUCCAAAACUGAGGUCAGUUUUCCAGUCAGCUCCUUCAGUCUGGAUCAUAGACCUCUCAGAGAGAAAGACCUCCAUCCUCCUGGAAGUGUUGAAACUCCAACCAGAGAAGAAACGAGUGGAGCUGACAGGCUGGUCAGAUGAAGAGAGUGAAGUGAGGAGUCUCCUACAGUGUCUGCCUUAUAUCUCACAGCUCAGUUUCGUGCCUCAGUCUUCAGAUCCUUCAGAUGGACCCAGGUUCUUUGGGAAUCUGCUCUGUGCAGCAGCAGAGAGAGAACAGCAGACAGGAGAGAAGAUACUGGAGCUGUUAUCAUCAGUCUGCACAUAUCAAACAUUCCUUCUGAAACAGAAAUGGUGUGAUUUCCUGUUGGAUGUUUGCUCCCAUGUGAAGGACUAUGAGACUAAAACAGGUCUGAGAGUCCUUCCAUCAUUACAGUCAGUUUUCCGGUCAGCUUCUUCAGUCUGGAUCAUAGACCUCUCAGAGAGAAAGACCUCCAUCCUCCUGGAAGUGUUGAAACUCCAACCAGAGAAGAAACAAGUGGAGCUGACAGGCUGGUCAGAUGAAGAGAGUGAAGUGAGGAGUCUCCUACAGUGUCUGCCUUAUAUCUCACAGCUCAGUUUCGUGCCUCAGUCUUCAGAUCCUUCAGAUGGACCCAGGUUCUUUGGGAAUCUGCUCUGUGCAGCAGCAGAGAGAGAACAGCAGACAGGAGAGAAGAUACUGGAGAUGUUAUCAUCAGUCUGCACAUAUCAAACAUUCCCUUUUAAUGACAGAGACAUGGAUGAUUAUGAUCCACAAUAUCAGUGUGAUUUCCUUCUGGAUGUUUGCUCCCAUGUGAAGGACUAUGAGACUAAAACAGGUCUGAGAGUCCUUCCAUCAUUACAGUCAGUUUUCCAGUCAGCUCCUUCAGUCUGGAUCAUAGACCUCUCAGAGAGAAAGACCUCCAUCCUCCUGGAAGUGUUGAAACUCCAACCAGAGAAGAAACGAGUGGAGCUGACAGGCUGGUCAGAUGAAGAGAGUGAAGUGAGGAGUCUCCUACAGUGUCUGCCUUAUAUCUCACAGCUCAGUUUCGUGCCUCAGUCUUCAGAUCCUUCAGAUGGACCCAGGUUCUUUGGGAAUCUGCUCUGUGCAGCAGCAGAGAGAGAACAGCAGACAGGAGAGAAGAUACUGGAGAUGUUAUCAUCAGUCUGCACAUAUCAAACAUUCCCUUUUAAUGACAGAGACAUGGAUGAUUAUGAUCCACAAUAUCAGUGUGAUUUCCUUCUGGAUGUUUGCUCCCAUGUGAAGGACUAUGAGACUAAAACAGGUCUGAGAGUCCUUCCAUCAUUACAGUCAGUUUUCCAGUCAGCUCCUUCAGUCUGGAUCAUAGACCUCUCAGAGAGAAAGACCUCCAUCCUCCUGGAAGUGUUGAAACUCCAACCAGAGAAGAAACGAGUGGAGCUGACAGGCUGGUCAGAUGAAGAGAGUGAAGUGAGGAGUCUCCUACAGUGUCUGCCUUAUAUCUCACAGCUCAGUUUCUCUCCCCUGUUUAAAGUCUCGAAUCAAACCAGGCUCUUUGGGAAUCUGCUCUGUGCAGCAGCAGAGAGAGAACAGCAGACAGGAGAGAAGAUACUGGAGCUGUUAUCAUCAGUCUGCACAUAUCAAACAUUCCCUCUGAAUAACAGAUACAUGGAUGAUGAUGAUCCACAAUAUCAGUGUGAUUUCCUUCUGGAUCUUUUCUCCCAUGUGAAGGACUAUGAGACUAAAACAGGUCUGAGAGUCCUUCCAGUGUUCCAGUCAGUUUUCCAGUCAGCUCCUUCAGUCUGGAUCAUAGACCUCUCAGAGAGAAAGACCUCCAUCCUCCUGGAAGUGUUGAAACUCCAACCAGAGAAGAAACGAGUAGAGCUGAGAGGCUGGUCAGAUGAAGAGAGUGAAGUGAGGAGUCUCCUACAGUGUCUGCCUUAUAUCUCACAGCUCAGCUGUGAUCCAGAUUUCUUCCAGAGAGUGUGUACGUCCAUCUCUGUAAAGUCCAGACAGGAGGUCCAGCAGUUGGUCUCUCUGCUGAAGCUCCUGGACUUCACUCUGCAGUUAACAGGAGAGUUAAACAGGAAAACCUGUCGGACUGUGGGGAGAGUUCUUGGACUGUGUUCCUCUAAUGUGGAUCUGAUCCUCACACCCAGAAAGGUGUCUGUCAGAGGAGCCUCCCUCCUCUUUAGACCUUCAACACAACUGCACAGUCUGAGGCUGUCCAGCCACAUGGUCUUGCUGCUGUUUCACUGGGUCAGAAGAGGGAGGUUGUUCUGUCCGUUGGCUGUAGACGAGCUUUCUCUUGCCCCUGACAGAGCUCAGCUCUCAGACAGAGAACUGUUGAAGGUCGUCAGUGGUUUGGCGUCUCUGCUCAGAUACUGUGCAGUCAGACGUUUAGACCUGACUGAGUCCUGUUUCCCUGCUCAGUGUCUCAUUACUCUGCUGCUUCACCAUGGUUCUCUAACAAUCAGACUGAGUGAAGAGAGUUUCCAGCAGCUGCUGACCCUCCUCCAUGAGAUCCAGGACCAGGACCUGACGUUGUUCUUCUUGUCUAAGGUUGGUGGAGACCUGAACUGCUGCUGUGUGAACUGGGAGCUUCUUCACUAUCUGCUGCAGCAGCCGUCAGCUCAGACCAUCACUGUGAACCUGAGGAAGAACCACUUCUUACAGGAGAACGUCACACGUCUGCUUCCCUUUCUGGACAGGAUUUUAUUGAAAAGGUCCAGUCCCAGCUUUGUGUUGGCCGCUAUCAGAGAGAUCUAUAAAGCUCAGACCAGUCAGAUUAUACCCAGUUUACAGAGGUCAUUGGGUCAUGUGAUCAACCUGACCUGCAGAGAGCUGGACUCAGAGGACUGUGCUGCUCUGCUCUUCACCCUCAGACAUAGUGACAGAGUUAAACUGAACCUGACGUGGACCUCCAUACCCACAGAGGAAACACAGUCCAUCCUCUGUUCUCUGGACAGAGUUUCUCAGCUCAGUGUCGACAGGAAUCUGCUGCUGAGGUUCAUCCACUGCUGCGCUGCCUCUGACGUCCUGCAGGAGGCAGCAUCAGAUCUGUUCAGGACUCUCCAGCACAGGUUGGAUCUGUCCUGCUCCUCCUGUGUGCAGCUGGAGGAUCAGACUCAGACUCUGGGUCUGACCGGUGACGACUGCAGGGCCGUCUCCACCGUCCUGAGACACAGCACCCAGCUCUCACAGCUGGACCUGAGGGACUGUGAGGUGGAGGACAGCGGACUGGACCUGCUGUUUCCUGUCCUCCACAGAGUCCACCUCAGAGCCAGUAAAGCCGUUCUCCUCCAGCUGCUGUCUCUGGUUCCUGUGAACCCUGAGGGGGACUCAGUGAGACGGGCGGAGUCUCUGUGUGCAGCCCUGGGUGGAGAACUGGACCUCAGUCACACCACUCUGGAUCAGAGGGCCUGUGGAGCUUUGGCUCUGAUGCUGGACUUCUCUGAAGGACUGGAGGAGCUCGACCUCAGUCACUGUCAGCUCACCGACCAGCUGCUGCUCACACUCAUCACGCACCUGCACAAAGUCCACGUCCUGGAUUUGAGUCACAACAAGAUCACUGAUGUUUCCACUGACAAGUUACUGCAGCUGGUCUGCAUCAACCCUUCCACUGUCACUGUGAGACUCUUCGGUAACAACAUCGUGGACAGAACAACCUUCAAGAAACACACGCAGUUUGAAAUAUGGUGAACCGGUCGUCAGUGAGGUGGUAACGUGAUCGUCAGGGAAUCAGACCGAUCAUGAGACGAUGAUGUUACUGUAGAGCAGGUCUGAAGCUUCUGCUGAAGCAACGAUCAUGAUUAUUAUUUUGUUUUAUUGUGACAAAACAAACAGGCCUUAACUGUUCUCAGGGUUAUGAGCAGACCUCAUUUAUCUUUUACCUUUUUGUAUUUUAUGGUAACUAAUUUUUAACAUAAUGACAAAGUAAAGAUGUAGUAACGGCACAAUCAGGAGAAACACAGGUUCAGUAUGUCAGGGUGACAGGAUGAAAAUAAUCUUAUAUUUAGAUAAUCAAGAGGAAGUCAUUUUCUCUCUUCUAUUUAAAUGAUGAUUUUCAGAGUUUUUCCUCAUUAAAAUACCUAAUUUACUGUAAA